Morus notabilis is the source of this 1668-nucleotide messenger RNA. RefSeq names its product short integuments 2, mitochondrial. Gene Ontology annotation, cellular component: mitochondrion. The record is from RefSeq and is a predicted model, not a curated record. The transcript is spliced from 8 exons. Gene Ontology annotation, molecular function: GTP binding; GTPase activity. NCBI's taxonomy places the organism in Eukaryota, Viridiplantae, Streptophyta, Magnoliopsida, Rosales, Moraceae. Bases 488 to 1615 code for a protein of 375 amino acids.
UCUCUCCUCCAAUACUCUAUUCCAAAUUAUCAAUCUUCCAAAGAGAAAAUCGCCGAAUUUGGGGAUUUCUUCGGCACCAGCCCUAACGCCGCCGCCAUCGCUCUUCACCCAGUCCGGGAAGCAAGGGAAGAAAUUUGUGCUUUGAUGCAAACUGUUGUCAUUAACAAGUAAACUUCUUUUUUGUUGUUUCCACUGCUAUCAGAAAGAAGUCAAAGGGGUAGGGUAUAAUCAAAAGGGCAAAAAUCGAAAACCAUACGCCUCAAAGGGUAAGGUUGCAAUCUUCUCAAUCCAACUCUACAUUGGACCAAAGGCUAAGUCGGAACUCUUGACCCUCUCUGUCUUUGCACGCUACUCACCUAAACUCCAAACCCCCCAAAGACUUCAACCUUUUACCUCCGAAGUUCCUCUCAGCUCCCAAAGAAGAAGAAGAAGAAGAAGACGACGAGGAUAAAGCAGAAGCAGAGGAAGAAGAAGAUAAAGCAAGAAGAUGGGAAGAGGGUUAAAGCAACUGGUCAAGAAGGGGCUAGGAGAGAUGGCUUUUAACACCGGUGGCGGAGCCAUCAACUGGUUCCCUGGCCACAUGGCUGCUGCCACCCGUGCCAUCAGAGACCGCCUGAAGCUUGCCGACCUCGUUGUUGAAGUCCGCGAUGCUCGUAUCCCUCUCUCUUCUGCCAACCAGGACCUUCAGCCUGUCCUUUCUGCCAAACGCCGCCUCAUCGCUCUCAAUAAGAAGGACCUUGCCAACCCUAACAUCAUCCCUAAAUGGAUUCAAUACUUUGAUUCGUACAAGCAAGAUUGCGUUCCAAUAAAUUCUCACAGCAAGAGCUCUGUUCAGAAGCUUUUGAACCUUGUGGAGUUCAAGUUGAAGGAGGUGAUUUCUAGGGAGCCUACUCUGCUUGUUAUGGUUGUUGGUGUUCCUAACGUAGGCAAGUCGGCUUUGAUUAAUUCCAUCCAUCAAAUUGCGACAUCUCGUUUCCCGAUGCAGGGGAAGAUGAAGCGGGCGACAGUGGGUCCUUUGCCUGGUGUGACUCAAGACAUUGCUGGGUUCAAGAUUGCUCAUCAGCCUAGCGUAUAUGUCCUGGACACUCCAGGUGUACUUGUUCCAAGUAUCCCGGAUAUAGAGACAGGUUUAAAGCUUGCGCUUGCAGGGUCUGUGAAAGAUUCAGUGGUUGGAGAGGAGCGUAUAGCUCAAUACUUACUUGCAGUUUUAAAUUUCCGAGGCACUCCCCUUCAUUGGAAGCACUGGAACAACAGGAGAGCAGAAGGGAUCCAAUAUGAUUCUGUUGAAAAAGUGGAAUACAAUCUAAGAGAUCUUCGACCAAAGAGGAGGAAACCACCAAAUACGUCUAGUGUGGUGUACAUCGAGGAUCUUGUUGCUGAAGUCCAACAUGCAUUGUACUUGACUCUUUCAAACUUUAAUGGCAACGUAGAAGACGAGAGCGACUUGGAGGGACUUAUAGAACAACAAUUUGUAGCACUGCAGAAGGCACUAAAGAUUCCGCAUAAAGCAUCUGAAGCUCGUUUAAUGGUAUCAAAAAAGUUUCUAACACUGUUUAGGACAGGUAAACUUGGUCCUUUCAUUCUUGAUGAUGUCCCUGACACUUCAUCUUCUUAAUGGAUCGGUUCUAUGCGGGCGAUUUUAUUUUUAUGUUCUAGUUUAUUUCUAUU